Stegodyphus dumicola is the source of this 3121-nucleotide messenger RNA. RefSeq names its product peptidyl-prolyl cis-trans isomerase FKBP4-like. Gene Ontology annotation, molecular function: protein binding; peptidyl-prolyl cis-trans isomerase activity. NCBI's taxonomy places the organism in Eukaryota, Metazoa, Arthropoda, Arachnida, Araneae, Eresidae. The record is from RefSeq and is a predicted model, not a curated record.
UGUAUGCGGUAGUGUUUUUUCUGUUUUACUGACUGAUCAUAAGGCUCAUCUGAAUUCUGAAAAUUGUUUUCCAGAGCUAACUUAUUUUUAUUCUUUUAUGGUAUUCAUGUGCUGCAUGGAGAGUGUCCAAGGAUAGAUUUACUCACUUGGUCACUUGCAUCCCAUUUCAUUUUUGCAGUAUAGCAACUGAAGUAAAGUUACUUUGCUUGCAACGUUAUUAUGGAAGAAAAUUCCAUAGAAAAUGCUCUACCGAAUCAGUCAGAAUUUAUAUCUUCUUCUUUUGAGCAUAAUCAGAGGAGAAAUGAUUCUGAAUUUGGUAUGAAUUCAACAUAUAAUUUAGCUGCUGAUAACCAAAAUUCAGAUACCUUAAAUCCAGUUAACCAUACUGACGAUUUAUCGAAUAACGAUCAGGAUCUUGAGAGCAUCCGAACUGAAAAUUCAGAAGAUGAAGAACCUUUAGUUAUAGAGACAAUUGAUAUUACACCUGAAAAAAGCGGAGGUGUAAUGAAACAAAUAAUAAAACCUGGAGAAGGCGAUGAGUGCCCAGGUUAUGGAGAUCGAGUAUAUGUUCAUUAUACAGGAUGGCUGUUAAAUAACAAAGACAAACCUGUUAUGUUCGACAGUAAUCGUAAAGGAGAAAAGUGCGAAUUUAGUCUUGGACGAGGUCAAGUUAUCAAAGGAUGGGAUUUGGGUAUUUCUACAAUGAAGAAAGGUGAAGUGGCCUUAUUUAUUUGUCAACCCGAAUAUGCCUAUGGAGAAAUGGGUUACCCUCCUACUAUUCCACCAUACACUCCACUCUUGUUUGAAGUGGAACUUUAUGGAUGGAAAUUGGAAGAUCUGAGUCCCAAAAAAGACAGCGGUAUAUUAAGGAAGAUUUUGGAAAAAGGAGAGGGUACAGUUAUGCCCAAUGAAGGCUCUCAAAUUAAAAUUAAGUUAACAGGGUAUUUCAAUGAUGAAAUCUUUGAAGAUGCUGAAAAAGACUUCAUUCUUGGUGAAGGCUGUAAAGUUGACAUUCCUGAAGGAUUAGAGACUGCUCUUUUAAAGUUUCGUUUAAAGGAAAGGUCUAUAAUCUAUCUUAAAAGCAAGUACGCAUUUGAUGUUAAAGGAGCGCCAGAAAUGGAAAUUCCACCUAAUGUUGAUAUCAAGUAUGAAGUUACAGUUCUUUCUUUUGAAAAGGCCAAAGAAGUUUGGGAAAUGAGUAGUGAUGAAAAGUUUAAAAAAGCGAAACUUUCUAAAGAAAAUGGAAUUUCAUAUUUUAAUGCAGGAAACUUUAAAGUUGCUUUGAAGCAGUUUAGAUGGAUAUUAACUUGCUUAGAAAAUGAACCAGGUGCUCCUGCUGAUUCUGAGAAUUCCAGGAAAUUCCUAUUAAUUGCUGGCUAUCUCAACAUGGCGUUAUGUUUCUUAAAACUUGAAAAUUACCUUGAUGCUGUCAAAGUUUGUGAUAAAGCCCUAGAACUAGAUCCAAAGAAUGAAAAAGCUCUGUUUAGGCGAGGCCAGGCCAAAAUGUCUAUGAGUGAUUGUGCUGAAGCAUUACAAGAUUUUGAAACUCUGUGUUCUAUCAACCCUUCAAACAAAGCAGCUAGGAAUUCUGUAAUAAUAUGCCAAGAAAAAAUCAGGAACCAAAAUUUGAAAGAUAGAAGCAUAUAUAAUAAUAUGUUUGAAAAGUUUGUGAAACAAGAUGAAGAAAGAAUGAGAAAAUUUAAAACUGAAACUGGUGUCUGGCAGAGUGAUAAAAGAGACGAAAAAAAAGAAAUUUAUAUGACUGAGACACAGAGGUUAAUUGAACGAAAUAAUACAACUCUACGUGAUGCAAAUGUUAUAGAACUUUCAAACACUGCCAAGUGAUAAUGUGGCAGAUUUAAUUUGUAAAGAGUUAGAAAAUGAUGAAUGGUUUUCAGAUCUCAAAAUUUUCAAGACCAUUCAAAAUAAUACACAGGGUGUUUGGAAUUAAUUCCUUAAGUAUUGAUCCUAAACACACAGUUCUCAACUUCAGUUAGUAUAUUGCAAGAUAGUAGGUAUAAUGUUGAUUAAUAUGUGUAUAACAAGAUAUUGGGUUAGCAAAAAAGUAAUUUCCAAUUCUUAGGAGAAAAUAAAACUUUUUUUUUUUUUUUUUUUCUCCUGUACAAAAAUGAAGUUUAAUCAAAAUGUCAUCCAUUCUGUUAGAUGAUCAUUUUCCAUCUUCUGGUAACUUCAUGUUUCUGGGCUGACAUUACUUCUUGACUUUAUCAGCAAAUUAUCCAAAUAGUAGCAAUUUAAGGUUAUUGUCUUUGCUGAAUUUUUUACCAUUUAAAAUGUUUUGUGAACUUCGAACUGAAUGAUAACCCUAUGGUGCAAGGUCGGGGAUGUGACGUCACUUCUCAGCCAAGCUCUAAUAAUUUUGUGCGUUUUCAAUCACAAUUGGCAGACACUUAUGCUAGGAGGUUAAUUUGCUACAGCAGGGAAGCUAAAAAAGACUAACUCUCAGCCUAUGCUAUCAAGUGCUAUCUAAAAAGGGUAAAGAAUAUGAGCUUAUUUGUACAUUAACUUAUUUUAAUUCUAGUGGAUGUUGAUGAAAACAGAAUUUAUAAUAUAGCUGAAAUAAUAAGAUAAAUGUGUUAAUUAAAGUUAAACCUUACAUAUUUAAUUAAUACUUUCUCGAGAUUGAAUCUCCAGAGGUUUCUUACUUUAUACUCUGUAUUUCCAUUUUACAUUUUAUUUCCAAGAUGGGAGAAGCAUGAGUGGCUUGGCUAGGAAUAUCAUGAAAUUAAUGUGCAAAGACUAAUGUUCUAAGAUAUUCCCAAAACUGUUUUUUCGUGCUGAGUCUAGUUUCUAAUUUAAGGACUUUAAGUUAAAAAUUAUGUGAAUAAAUCAAAUGUUUUUAAACCAAACACUAAAAAUGGUAAGUAGGGGUAUGCAUGUAAAUAUGAUACAUAUUUAAAGUUUAAUUGAUAAAUUAUGCAUUGUAAGGCAUUACCAGCAUUUGUUAAUUUUGUUUAAGCUGUAUUAUACAUUCACAUUGCAAUUUCUUUCUCUUCUGUAUCUCAAAGAAUUGAUAUUUUAAUAUCAUCCUGAAGAGAUGUAAGCAACCAAAGAGAAAUAAAGUAUCUAUCACAAAGAAGCAUAACCUUCUUUGUGUCAAGUA